Pediculus humanus corporis (human body louse) is the source of this 4140-nucleotide messenger RNA. Its product is annotated as Phosphatidylinositol-4-phosphate 3-kinase C2 domain-containing beta polypeptide, putative. Gene Ontology annotation, biological process: phosphatidylinositol-3-phosphate biosynthetic process; cell migration; phosphatidylinositol 3-kinase/protein kinase B signal transduction. Gene Ontology annotation, molecular function: phosphatidylinositol binding; 1-phosphatidylinositol-3-kinase activity; 1-phosphatidylinositol-4-phosphate 3-kinase activity. The coding region runs from base 1 to 4140 and encodes 1379 amino acids. NCBI's taxonomy places the organism in Eukaryota, Metazoa, Arthropoda, Insecta, Psocodea, Pediculidae. The record is from RefSeq and is a predicted model, not a curated record. The transcript has 18 exons. Gene Ontology annotation, cellular component: plasma membrane; phosphatidylinositol 3-kinase complex; cytoplasm.
AUGACUAAUUAUCAUCAUAUUUAUCAUAUUUUAAUUUUAACAUUUGUUUUUUUUAAGAAACCAAGAAAAUAUAAACUCUAUGAAGAAAUAAAAAAGAAAAAAGCAAUUUUAGUCAAUUCUGACAUUCAAGCAUUUUACGAUAUGGUUAAAAAUUUAAGAGCUCAGUUUGAAUACAAAGACUUAUGCACUAAUGUUGGUUUAGUUAUUAGUCCUACAAUUGAAAACAACUUUACUAUUACAACUAGUAUUAAGUUAGUAGUACAUUCAACAAAUUAUCAACAGCCGGUAUCUUUUACUUGUGAUUUGAAUUCAAGUGUUGAGCAUGUCAUCGUACAGGCUAUUUGUUCUUUUGAAGGAGACAUUGUUGGUUCAGUAACAGAUUAUGUUUUAAAAGUUUACGGAUUGUCUGAAUAUUUCACAUCUGAAACAUGUUUAGGAGAAUAUGAAUACGUUCAUCAAUGCAUUAAAUUAGAGAAAGAUGUAAUCCUUUCGAUAAUACAUAUAUCAGAACUCAAAAGGCCACUUGCCAGAACUGCUAGGGAUGACAUGAAUCUUAAAAAUUUAACAAUUGAAGACCUUCUUCCAAAUGAACCGGUGCAACCUAUAACAUACACAACAUUGAAAAUUCUUUUAGAAACGAUCGAAAACGAAAUGGAAGGAGCAUUAAAAGUUAUAUCAAAGUUAAAUUCCAGUCAAAACUCUAGUAAUUUCUCUUUACAACCCAUUCGUGUUCAACAAGCCGUUAAAGCAGUUUGCGCUCUCAUGGGACAUGUUGAAACCAUUGAAAUAACGGAAGCCUUAGCCUUGUUUUGUCAAAUUUGCUCAAUGGUUACCUGUAAAACUCUAUCGGAGGAUUCGAAGGCAAAAGUAACAUUUGACGAUGGAGAUUAUUCGAUUGUAGAAAUGGGAAGUUCCGCACUGAAAUGCAUACAAGAAAAUUUAAUAGUUCAAUGCGAUAAAAUAAGGGAAGCAAUCAGAGGGUUAAUAGAAUCAUAUUGUAAUGCAUUUAAUGUCGAUUUUACCCUUAGUAAAACGAAUCCAUCAUCAUUAGGCACGAAAUCAAUUUUGGAAUUUCAAGAUACCAUAUUGGUAAACAUAGGAUCUCUCCAUCGUCUUCAACCUACCUGGACGCAUACGGCUUAUGUUGUUUCUGCACAGAUUUAUUACGGAGCGAGAGCAAUUAAAGAAACGAGUAUUUGUUUGACGGAUGUAGCAAAAACGAGUACGAGCUUUUACAAUAGAGUUGUUUUUGAUUCGUGGUUGAAUUUGAAAGGUGUCACAAUAGCUUGCUUACCAAGAGAAUCACGAUUGGUUUUAACUUUAUACGGGUUGACCCUACUACCACCUGAUCACGAACAGAGCAAAGCUAAUCCUGGUCAGCCACAAUAUGAGCAAAUCGAAUUGGGAUGGUCCGCCAUUCAGUUUUUUAAUUACGAAGGGAAGUUAACUCAAGGUAGUUUUCUUUUAUCUUUGUGGCCGCCAAUAGCUAAUAAGAGGUUUAGCCCAGCCCCUGUUCCUGGUACUCAUCCGUUACAAAAUCAUUCCGUUCUUUAUAUAAAUUUACCAUAUUACGGAGGAACGGUAGAGUUUCCAGCAUUACCAAAAAAUGACACGAAAGCACCCAUGUACGAUUUUGAGAGUUUGGAUAUUAAUACUCAACAAUUGCUUCUUAAUAUAUCGGAACAAGACUCAUUUGCUAAAGAAAUAUUGUGGGAAAAACGUCAUUAUCUUCACGGUAUUUCUCAAGCUUUACCAAAGGUUUUAUUAGCCACACAAAAUUGGGAUUUCACUUCACUAUCCGACCUUCAUGCAAUGGUUCGUUGCUGGAGUCCAAUGGAACCCCUGUCUGCACUUCAAUUAUUGUUACCCUGCUUUCCAGAUUCCGUUGUUCGUUUCGUAGCCAUUUCCUGGAUAAAAGAAUUGGGAAGUGAUGAAUUAGUAGAUUAUUUGCCUCAAUUGGUUCAAGCUUUAAAACACGAAACGUAUGAUGCGAGUCCUCUAGCAAAGUUUUUACUCGAAAGAGCUUUAACAUCUCCUAGAGUUGCACAUUACUUAUAUUGGUUACUUGUUCAGACAUUGCCUGGAUCAUCUCCUCAGAAUACUUCUGAAGUAACAGCGACUGAUGAAAGUUCCGUUGGUAUAUAUCGUUACCAUAGAAGACUUCAAAUAAUGCUACGUUCUCUCCUUGCCGUUUCUGGAGAAACACUUGUUCAGCGAUUAAUGGCUCAACAAGUUUUAGUCAAAAGUUUAUACGAAAUAGCGGAAAGUAUAAAAAAAACAAAGGAAUCGUUGAGAUUGAAAACUUUGCAAGCCGGACUGGAAACUUUACAUCAUUCAUUGCAAGAAUCUCCAGCUCCUUUGCCUUUGAGUUUAUCCGUAUGCGUCGUCGGUAUACAAGUUCGAACGUCAUCAUAUUUUCCCUCAAAUACUCUACCAUUAAAAAUUAACUUUAUUAGCGACGAAGCCAAAAUAUUUCCAGCUAUAUUCAAAAUCGGAGAUUACUUGCAACAAGACAUGUUAACAAUGCAAGUGAUAAGAAUUAUGAAUAAAAUGUGGUUGAAAGAAGGUUUGGAUUUAAAAAUGAUUACAUUUACAUGCUUGCCUACCGGUCACAAAAGAGGAAUGAUUGAAUUGGUCGAAAGUGCAGAAACUUUAAGAAAGAUACAAGUCGAACACGGUUUGACGGGAUCUUUUAAAGAUCGUCCGAUUGCCGAAUGGCUUGGAAAACAUAAUCCAUCGACUUUGGAGUACGAGCGAGCCGUUAAAAAUUUUACAGCCUCAUGUGCGGGUUAUAGCGUGGCAACCUACGUUUUAGGAAUUUGCGAUAGGCACAAUGAUAAUAUAAUGCUCAAAACAUCCGGACAUUUAUUUCACAUUGAUUUUGGAAAAUUUUUAGGUGACGUACAAAUGUUUGGUAAUUUUAAAAGAGAUCGUUCACCGUUCGUUUUAACUUCAGAUAUGGCUUACGUGAUAAACGGAGGCGAUAAACCAUCACAAAAAUUUCACCAUUUUGUCGAUUUGUGUUGUAAAGCUUUUUGCAUUGUACGAAAACACGGAAACAUUAUAUUAAAUUUAUUCGGUUUGAUGGUAUCAUCUGGAAUACCUGGCGUUACUUCGGAUGCCGUACAUUACGUUCAAAAGGCUCUCCUUCCGGACAAAUCCGAUCCGGAAGCUUCUGCUGUUUUUGCAAGAAUGAUUGACAGUUCUCUCAAAUCGUGGUUUACUCAAUUAAAUUUUUUUUUACAUAAUCUUUCGCAGUUGCGAUUUAGCGGAGAUCACAACGACGGUGAUCUUUUAAGUUUCAUUCCAAAGCGUUACACCUGUGAAGAAGAAGGUAGAAUUUUACAAGUAAAAGUUCACGGAUGUCAAAAAAGAUACGAUUCCGAAAAAUAUUAUAUAUACAUAUUAAAAGUCGAUCGGGAAAAUCAACCGAAUUCAACGUAUUUGUUUAGAAAGUAUAAAGAAUUUUGUGAAUUUCAUCAAAAGUUAUGCACCAUGUUUCCCCUGGCUAAAUGUUACAGUUUGCCAUCGGGGAUUCAAAUUGGACGUAGUAACACUCAACAGGUUGCAGAAAAACGUAAAAUAGACAUUGAAAAAUUUUUAGUAUCUUUAUUUAAAAUGGCGGAUGAGAUAGCACAUUCCGAUAUCGUUUACACAUUUUUUCAUUCUUUGCUGAGAGACGAAGAAGAAGAAAUAGAUAUAAAUAAGAAAAAGAUGAAAGGAAAAAAAAUAAGCGAGGAAAACGAAUCGCACAUAAUCAAAGGUCAAAUAAAAGUAUCAACGCAAUAUAGGAGAGAUACAUUUGUUGUUAUGAUACAUCAUGCUAGGGGAUUACCAAAAUUAGUCGCCGGACAAGAACCUUCAACGUACGUUAAAGUCUACCUAAGGCCGGACAAUAACAAAUCCACUAAAAGAAAAACCAAAGUAGUCAAAAAAAAUUGUCAUCCUUCUUUUAUGGAAAUGCUUGAAUAUAGGCUUCCUCUGGAUGUGAUCCGGGAAAGAAGUCUCGAAGUGACAAUAUGGAAUCAUGACACUUUACAAGAAAACGAAUUCUUAGGUGGGAUUCGCUUGCCGCUAAAUAAUUUUCCAUUAGAUAGAGAAACUUGCGAAUGGUAUUCCCUAGAUAAUUUAGUCAGAUGA